CACAACUACCAAUUAAUCAAGCAUGAACUUCUCCUUCUUCUCGUCCUCGUCGUCUUCCUCGGGGAAGAAGUCGUCCGCCAGCAAGCAGCGCCGGCAGCAGCAGCCGCCGGAGGAGAGUGGCAACAACACGACGCCUAGGUACCUGGGCGUGCGGCGUCGGCCGUGGGGGCGGUACGCGGCGGAGAUCCGCGACCCGGCGACCAAGGAGCGGCACUGGCUGGGCACCUUCGACACGGCGGAGGAGGCGGCCAUCGCCUACGACCGCGCCGCGCGCGCCAUCCGCGGCGCCAGCGCGCGCACCAACUUCGCCUUCCCCGACCUGCCCCCCGGCUCCUCCGUCACGCCCUACCUCUCCCCCGACAUCCCCGCCGACCAGCUCCAGCAGCACCACUUCUACGGCGGCAACGCCGACGUCCCCGCGUUGCCGUUGCCAGCGCCGUCGGGUUAUCAAAUUCAGGGCGCCGCGGGUGACGUCCAUGGCCACCACCUCGGGAAUAAUAACGAGUCCUCCUACCACAUGCCCGCGGCCAUGUCCUACGGCGGCAGCGGUAAUGCUAAUGCCGAGGUGGAUAUGUACGCGGGCGGGGGCGGCGAUGGGACAUGGUGCGAGGCGUCGGAGCUGGACUUGGGUGGGUCGUACGACGAGUCCAACGGGGUGUACUUCGAGGACGGGUACGUGCAUAGCCCCAUGUUCUCGCCGAUGCCGGCCGCCGACGAGGCCGUCGACGCCUUCCAGCUCGGCGGGUCUUCGUCUUCGUAUUACUACUGA
Brachypodium distachyon (stiff brome) is the source of this 769-nucleotide messenger RNA. RefSeq names its product ethylene-responsive transcription factor LEP. Gene Ontology annotation, molecular function: DNA-binding transcription factor activity; DNA binding. NCBI's taxonomy places the organism in Eukaryota, Viridiplantae, Streptophyta, Magnoliopsida, Poales, Poaceae. The coding region runs from base 23 to 769 and encodes 248 amino acids. Gene Ontology annotation, biological process: regulation of DNA-templated transcription. The transcript has a single exon. The record is from RefSeq and is a predicted model, not a curated record.